AUGCUUGCCUUCAUCACUAUCAUCGCCACGGUCCUUCACCUGUCUACCGCGCGUGCUGCUAACGCUAGGGGUCGUAACAGUAACACGCCUGACCCCGAUGUUCAACAUUGUGGACGUUCGUGGGGGGAUUUCGCGAACCUUGGCGCUGACAGAAAAGCUUGUCUGAACUAUGGAUCAGCUCAUUACAGCUGCCCAGCAGAUAGUUGUGCAAUUGGACAGGCACCAAGCCCCGGCGAAAAGUCUCGCACCCCUGUUCCUCUCUUCUCAGAGUGUGCUAAAUACCUCGGGAAUUUUGGCGAUGACACAAAACUUGACCCGAACAAGAUUGCAAUUAGAGUGGUGUCAUAUUGGAUCGGUUAUAAGAACAACACCCUCAGGGCCAUUGGAUAUGAUCAAUCACUGAAAACUGAGCCUCCCAGUCCCUUACCUGGAUAUUCAUGCACACUGCCUUUCCUAACUCCACAAGUCAUUGAAGUUUGUCGAAACUGUACAUUCCUACCUGAUGCCAAAUGGUAG
Messenger RNA from Melampsora larici-populina 98AG31, 516 nucleotides. RefSeq lists its product as uncharacterized. Lineage: Eukaryota; Fungi; Basidiomycota; Pucciniomycetes; Pucciniales; Melampsoraceae. The transcript is spliced from 5 exons. The record is from RefSeq and is a predicted model, not a curated record. Bases 1 to 516 code for a protein of 171 amino acids.